AUUCCCAGCGCCACGGCAGAAUCAACCAGAGUGGGAAUGAGAUUCAGCUAAGUACACGAGAGCGUCGUACCUGGUUAAAGGAGCCGAGGACCGUGACAGCUGCCGUUAAAGUCAACGCUCUGACACGGAGAAGGGAGAGCACAGCCGUGCGAGCAGAAGAAAAGAAACAUCAUUUAAAGUGAGUUUGUGUUGGAAGAACAACCGAGAGGAUCUACUAAGUGGACACGAGACGUGAGUGGGACCUUGGCAGAUGUAACAUGACAUCGAUUAAGGAUGAUUAAAUUGCGGGGAUGUUAAAAAAAAUGAUGAAAACAAUAUUGCCACAGUAAAGAGUGAGUUCGGGGCAAACAGGAAUGGCUUGAUUUCUCACCCCGGGGAGAGCGGUGGGACAACACAGUCAGAGGCGCUCAUGUUUCUGUGGAAGAGAAAGAAAGUUUGCAGCGCUUCACUCGGAUACAAGUCUACUUUCUGCGAGGCAUUGCUGCUGUGACUGUUAACUCAUCCCAGUGGCAGAGCCCCGCGCCUGCUUUUUGGUGUCGGCUCUUAACUGUUCACAAUGUCCAAACCCGUGCUUAAGAAAAAUCACUGGACUUCCAGAGUGAACGAGUGCUCAGUCUCCAAAGAUGCCCGUGGAGACUUGAAUGUGCAGCUGCGCGGCGGCGCGGAGAAUGGAGAGUUCGCCUACAUCGGGCAAAUUAACGAGGAUGUCAUGGUUUACAAAAGUGGGAAAUUAAGUGAAGGGGAACUGCUGCUGGAGGUGGAGAACCUGUCGAUUUCGGGAUUACCCUUGUACGACGUGCAGACAGUGAUAAAGAACUGCAAAGGUCCCGUCAGGUUGAAAACUGUCAGGCAAGGAAGCAAGCUUAACAAGGACCUGAAGCAUUAUCUGAGCCAGCGCUUCCAGAAGUCCUCGCCUGAUCACGAACUGCAGCAAACCAUCCGAGACAACCUCUACCGUCACGCCGUGCCUUGUACAACCCGCGCCCCACGUGAAGGAGAAGUUAGUGGUGUGGACUACAACUUCCUCUCAGUGGAGGACUUCCUGGAAUUGGAGAAGAGUGGGACCCUGUUGGAGAUAGGAACAUAUGAAGGUAACUAUUAUGGGACGCCCAAGCCGCCGGUGCAGCCCCCCGGUGGGAAAGUGAUUAGCAGUAGCGGUAGCGGCGGUGAUGCCCCACUGCCAGACGGGCUCAGCAGUAGCCUGCCGGGCUCGCAGCACUCAACUCCCCGACGUACCAAGUCCUACAAUGACAUGCACAAUGCUGGAAUAGUGCCUGGAGAGCAGCAGCAGGAGGACGACGAGGACCUCCCUGACAUGAACAGUAGCUUUACAGGAGACUCUAGUGAAUUAGACGAGAUUCAUCACUCGGUGCGCCCCUUCGCCCCCCACCAGAGUGACCCGUCCUACGCUGGGACAACCCCCUCACCACCGGCCACCACGGAGAGCACACAGCAGACACACUCUCACCUGAGCCAUCCUCCCACGGAGGACCCACUGGGACCUCUGCCUGACAACUGGGAGAUGGCCUACACCGAGAACGGAGAGGUCUACUUUAUAGACCACAAUACAAAAACCACCUCCUGGAUAGACCCUCGGUGCCUGGACAAGCCUCAGAAACCCCUGGAAGAAUGUGAAGACGAUGAAGGGGUACAUACAGAGGAGCUGGACAAUGACUUAGAACUUCCACCAGGAUGGGAGAAGAUAGACGAUCCAGUGUAUGGGGUCUACUAUGUUGAUCAUAUCAACAGGAAGACCCAGUAUGAGAAUCCAGUGCUGGAGGCUAAGAGGCGCAGGCAGCUGGAACAGCAGCAGCCUCAGCAGCCUCAGCCCCAAAGCCAGCAGCCACCAGAAGGUGAGCGCUACAUCCGAGAAUGGAUUGAGGACUCGACAUUGGCCGGGGCCCCUCUGGCCAACUAUGCUGCCAACCACCAGGAGACCUACAGGGACCCUCAGACAGGACCCACAGUGCCCAACGCGAUGGGACAAAAACGAGGGAAGCCUUUCUUUACUCGGAACCGAUCCGAGUUGAAGGGGACUUUCAUCAACACCAAGCUGAAAAAGAGUCGUCGGGGGUUCGGUUUCACUGUCGUUGGAGGUGACGAGCCAGACGAGUUCCUGCAGAUAAAGAGCCUGGUCUUAGAUGGACCUGCUGCCCUUGAUGGCAAGAUGGAGACAGGUGAUGUGAUCGUGAGCGUCAAUGAUACAUGUGUGUUAGGCUACACCCACGCCCAAGUUGUCAAGAUCUUCCAGUCCAUCCCGAUUGGCUCCAUGGUCAACUUGGAGCUGUGCCGUGGCUACCCACUGCCCUUUGACCCCGACGACCCCAACACCAGCCUGGUUACCUCAGUGGCUAUUCUCGACAACAAAGAGCCCAUCAUUGUCAACGGCCAGGAGGCUCCCAACAGCUACGACUCGCCGUCCAGCCACAGCAGUCAGAACAACAACAACGGCUCGACCAACGGUGGGGCACCCCUCAACGGCCUCCCCCGGCCCCACAGCCCCUCUGCUGAGGUGGCCUCUGAUACCUCUUCCCAGCACGGCUACCCCAGCGAUGUGGUCACCCUGGCCUCAUCCAUCGCCACACAACCAGAGCUCAUCACUGUACACAUGGAGAAAGGAGACAAGGGCUUUGGCUUCACCAUCGCCGACAGUCCUGGAGGCGGAGGGCAGAGAGUGAAGCAGAUCGUGGACUACCCUCGCUGCCGCGGCCUCAAGGAGGGGGACAUCAUUGUGGAGGUGAACAAGAGGAACGUGCAGAGCAUGUCUCACAACCAGGUGGUCGAUCUGCUCAGCAAGUGUCCCAAAGGCAGCGAGGUCACCAUGCUGGUGCAAAGAGGAGUGGCUCCCGCAAAGAAGAGCCCGAAACUGCAGUUAUCAAGGAAGGACAGUCAGAACAGCUCCCAGCAUAGCGUUUCCAGCCACCGGAGCACCCACACAGACUCGCCCGUACACCCGUCCCUGGCACCCCCUCUCAGCGAGAGCGCCGCUCCCCCGCCCCCCUCUCAGCCCCUGCCAGGCCUGCCGCCCCAGGAGUCCGGGGCAGACGGGACCAUCCAGAGAAAGCCGGAUCCCUUUAAGAUCUGGGCCCAGUCCAGGAGCAUGUAUGAAAGUAGGCUUCCAGACUUCCAGGAGCAGGACAUUUUCCUGUGGAGGAAGGACACAGGGUUCGGCUUCAGGAUCCUCGGAGGCAACGAGCCAGGAGAGCCGAUCUACAUCGGCCACAUAGUGAAGUACGGUGCUGCAGAUGAGGACGGACGCCUGCGGUCCGGCGAUGAGCUGAUAUGCGUGGACGGCACAGCGGUGGUGGGCAAGUCGCACCAACUGGUGGUGCAGCUGAUGCAGCAGGCGGCCAAGCAGGGCCACGUCAACCUCACUGUGCGACGCAAAACCAGCUACGCCGUUAAAGCAGAGGGAGACGUGCCUCCAUCGCCGGCGUCCUCCCACCACAGCAGCACCCAGGCACCCAGCCUGACAGAGGAGAUAGGCAAGCGCACCCCGCAGGGCAGCCAGAACUCCCUCAACACCGUCAGCUCUGGCAGCGGCUCCACCUCUGGCAUCGGCAGCGGGGGAGGAGGCGGAGGCGCGGGGGGCAGCGGCAACGCCGUGGUCGCCGCUGCGGCUGCCACCAUCUCUUCUCAGCCCCCCAACGCCGCCUCCGCCGUCUCCUCCUCCACCCUGCAGCCCUAUGAUGUAGAAAUUCGCCGCGGCGAGAACGAAGGUUUCGGCUUUGUCAUCGUCUCGUCCGUGUCACGACCUGAAGCUGGCACCACCUUCGCUGGCAAUGCAUGUGUGGCCAUGCCCCACAAAAUAGGGCGCAUCAUCGAGGGGAGCCCGGCAGACCGCUGCGGGAAGCUGAAAGUGGGCGACCGCAUCCUGGCCGUGAACGGGUGCUCCAUCACCAACAAGUCCCACUCUGACAUCGUCAACCUCAUCAAGGAGGCCGGGAACACGGUCACACUACGCAUCAUUCCCGGAGACGAGUCAUCAAAUGCAUCUUUGUUGACCAAUGCAGAGAAGAUCGCCACUAUAACCACCACCCACACACCUCAGCAACAGGCUGCACCCGAGGCCAGGAACAACACCAAACCAAAACAAGAAUCCUUUGAAUUCAAACCCCCGCAGGGCCCUCCUCCCCAGCCCCCAACACAAGUCUCAGCUCAGGAUGCUGAGUUCUACUCAGUGGACCUGGAGCGAGACAACAAAGGCUUUGGCUUCAGCCUGCGGGGAGGCAGAGAAUACAACAUGGACCUGUACGUGCUGAGGCUAGCUGAGGACGGAGCAGCUGUCCGCAACGGAAAGAUGAGGGUCGGCGACGAAAUCUUGGAGAUCAACGGCGAGAGCACCAAGGGCAUGAAGCACGCGCGAGCCAUCGAGCUCAUCAAAAGCGGAGGCCGGCGCGCCCACCUGGUGCUCAAGAGGGGUGACGGCUCGGUGCCUGAAUAUGACGGCAGCCCCAACGACAGCAGCACAGCCAACCCAGCCUCAGGGUUACAAAACGCUGCGGAAGUGAGCACCCUGCCCCCAACCAACGCGCCAUCGGAGUCAAGCUACCCACCAGAAACUCACCAACCAUCCCGGAGCAAGAAGGAGCCGAGCCACAACUCCACUGGCACCGGCAAGCACCGCCAUUCCAACCACCGCCACCGCUCCCCUCACAAGAAAACCAGCACGGGAAAACACAAGGGGAGAAAGUCCACGGGGAAGGACUUGUCCAAGCUGCUCAAAAAGAAGGAUGAUAAGGGAAGUGACGGCCAACGCCACCAUUCCAGUGGACACCACCGUAGCCGCCACCGUUCGCCUGACAAGCGGCAUGGCAGGUCGCGCAGCGCAGAGAACACCCUGGAUAGACGUCAUGGGGGGCACCACCGUCACGGCCGCUCUCCCAACAGACGCCACGGUCACCACUCCCCCUCUCACCACCGCCACCGCUCUCCCUACCGCUCUCCCUACCGCUCGCCUCACCGCCACAGGUCCCCCCACCGGUCUCGGCACCACUCCCCAACCAGACGUCACGCCCACUCCUCAGACAUACCGCCGGUACACCUCCCCAGAGAGACAGAACCGCAGCAACGAGAAGCCCAACGGGAAGAGGCCGUAUUGAAGGAGCCCCCAAAGUCUCCUGAACCCAGCCUCCCUUUUGAGGACAGCAUCCUCCGUGAGCCCCCAGCCCUGGACCGCCUGAACAGGGAGGCCAUGCUUCCACCCUUGCGCAGGGAGGAGCGCCUGUUUGGGGAGGACAGCCUGCUGAUGAGAGCUUCUUCCAUGGAGAGAGCCUACAGGGGGGACAGCCUGCUGAGGGACGUGGCUUCCCGGGACCUGAGAGACGCCUACAGAGACACCACCCUGCCCAGAGUGCGCACCCCGGAAUCCGAUUCGGCCUACAAGAGGUACAGCUCACUGCUGAGGGGGCGCUCACCUGAGAGGGUGGAGAGGAACGGGCGCUAUGCCAGCCGAGGUAGUUCCCCCGAGCCGACGUACCGAGCCCGCAGCCUGGGACGAGACAUCUCCCCGAUCAGGAACUCCAGGAGAGACGACUCGGAGGAUGAAGAGGAUGAUGACAAUUUCAUAGCAGCCAAGGUGAGGGAGUACUACAGCACGCUCAAGACCAACACCAGUCAGUCGUCCAAGCCCACGCUCCCUGAGCCCAAGAAGACCUACAAGGGGAACCCCAAAGACCUGAGCAUCUGAUUGGACAGCUGUCAGCCAAUCACAGCAACCACCCACAGAACACCUCAAGUACUCACUCCCAGUAUCACUUGGUUUUACAGAAAUGUACCCAGCUGUGUACACACACACACAUACACAAACAUAGACAACAUACAUACACUAACACAAACAUUAUGUAACAAUGUUGAGUUACUAACAAGACAGUGAUUCCAAAAUGACUUUUGAAAGCUGUUUUUUUUCCUUUCUUUUCUUUUUUUAAUUGUACGUUUUAUUUUAUUUUUUUCUUGUUUUUUGGUUAAGCAUUCUACAUUUACAGUAACUCAGACUUUUCCAGAAAAUGUAAAACCAUAAAAAACAAUGAUGUGCCUAACAGUUCCAUUAAUGAGCGACAUUUUGUUUUUGAUUUGAUAUGUGGCGGGCGCUUUGUGCCGCACUGUCAGAUGAUGAAAUGUAUGUACUUUUCCACAAGGAUCCCAUGGAAGUACCGCGCACCUGGAUCACUGUAACCGGUGCUCACAAUGAUGCUGUGCAUGUCUUUACCGGUUUCAAUGUCUCUUUCUUUCUCUCUCUCUCUCGCUCUUUCUCUUUCCCGCCUUCAUUCUCUCUCUCUUUCUCUCACUCUUUCUCUGUCUCUCUCUUUCUCUCCCCAGUGCCACUGUUUUUUAGACAUUUGACCAGACUAUAGCACAAGCCUGCAUUUGUUUGUAUAUUUUUGACAGUUUGCAGUAUGUGUACAUUCAGAGGUGAUCAUUUUAAAUGAAUGAAGGGGAAAUUAAAAGUUAAACUAUGAUGAUGAUGAUGUUAAAAUAAAAUAAUAUAUUCAACAAAUGAACAAGUGUGUGGUU
This is a messenger RNA of Lates calcarifer (barramundi perch), 6513 nucleotides long. It is a transcript of the gene magi1b, whose product is annotated as membrane associated guanylate kinase, WW and PDZ domain containing 1b. Gene Ontology annotation, biological process: signal transduction. Lineage: Eukaryota; Metazoa; Chordata; Actinopteri; Centropomidae. The record is from RefSeq and is a predicted model, not a curated record. Gene Ontology annotation, molecular function: protein binding. Gene Ontology annotation, cellular component: cytoplasm.